AUGGCGUCUACAUCUUCUGAUGCUGCUCUAGUCAACAUUACUGUUGAACUAUCUUCGCAAGGAGGUAAUAAUAAAGUUAAUCUAAACGGUAUUCCAUUGUCACUAACGGUGGGUGAGUUGAAAACAAAAUUACAAGUACCACCAAACUCACGGUUUGGACGAUUAGACCAGUUCGAAAAUUGGGAUAAUCGACGAUCACUGUCGGACUAUUUUAUCAAAAAUGGAGAACAAUUCCAGUGUGUCAUACAAUGUGUCAUAGAAGACGGACAAAGUUCUUUCGAUGAUUAUAAUGAAUGGUUAGCAGCUAACGAAGAUUGA
Molecule: messenger RNA, 318 nt
Organism: Rotaria sp. Silwood2
Lineage: Eukaryota; Metazoa; Rotifera; Eurotatoria; Philodinida; Philodinidae
Source: the annotation of a GenBank genome assembly